Molecule: messenger RNA, 2790 nt
Organism: Botrytis fragariae
Lineage: Eukaryota; Fungi; Ascomycota; Leotiomycetes; Helotiales; Sclerotiniaceae
Exons: 3
Coding region: 1-2790 (929 amino acids)
Source: RefSeq, a predicted model, not a curated record
AUGCCUCCAAUACGUCUUGACGAGAGUGAUGACGACUCUGAGCUUUCGGACAUUGAUGUAGCUGAGAUCGCCAGUGUAGCUCUCUCAGAUACCCCAGGAUCUAUAGUAAUUCCAACAUCGACAGAUUUACCUGAACAUGAUGCGAUGAAUAGGGAUGGGUCCCCUCUCGAGUCUCAAACCAUUGCUGCAUCAUCGAACCCGGACGAAGAUGGUGGAACCAUCGAUCUUGAUACCCGUCCACCACCCGAGGACAAAGGCGAUCUAGGAAAGACUGCAAAGGCGGAAUCUGAGUCUCCCAAGCAAACUAGAUUGCCCAUACAAAAUUCUGGACGUCGAGGCAAGAAGGCAUCCACCGAACAGGAGUCUGGAAAUAACCCAUCGGAACAACCAUCGAACAUUUUGAAGAGAAAAUCAUUUCCAAAUGACUCUCCUAAGAAUGCUUCUACGAGUCCUACAGCACACAGACAACUUCGUCGUCCAGAUCUUGCUACGCCAACGCUAAGGCAACCCUCUAUAGCGACCUCUGAGCGUCAGUCCACCCGUCACCACGAACCGCCAUCCCUUGCAAAAAUCCAAGAAGAAACUGCUCGUUUGCGGGAAGUUUUAUUGCAUGUGUCAACUGAAGCGACUCAAGAAAUAUUGAAGGAGCAGUGGAGAAAUUUUCUUUUCACGAAUGCAAAAGAGUCACACAUCACAUUCAUUCUCCGAGCUGGAUUGAAGAAUGCCAGUCCUAGUGUUCUUGCACGAAUCUAUAACGACUCUGGUGUCAUGAAAGAUACCUUCUUGGAGACUAUCACCUCUAAGCAACCCAUUGUCGCUAGGGUUUUGAAGAGUGCUUCUGCAAACCAGCUUGCAGAUCUCGUACCCAGCAAAGUUCUCGAUCAGGCUCUAUCUGAACGGUUAAAGAGUGUUCCGGCGAAAACACUCAUACGAUGGCUGGCUGAGGCUGAUAGACUUGGUUACAGUCUUGAUGACAUUCUGGAUGAGAACGAUGAGACUGUCGUUCCAAAUAUGCCGAGUAGGGCGCAAAGUCACGAUGAUGAUGAUGAUGCUAACGAUGAUGAUGAUGACACUGAAAUGAUAGAUGAUGGACCAAAGAAAACGGAAGCUCCGUCUUUGGAUCCACUUGUUGCUGAACAAGAACGAAUCAGCGCCCUGCAAAAGUCUCAAAACGAUGCCCAAGCAAAUACUCCACGCGAGUUGAGAUGUCCCACUUGCACCUAUAAGUUCGAUACCAUCAGAGGCCAUAAUUUCCAUCGACAAAAGAAUAUCUGCACUAGAAGUCAGCCUCCAGGAUUAAAGUUCUAUUGUGGUAAUUGCGCUCAAGGGUUUACCACCAAGCAAGGAAUGCUAUAUCAUGAAAAGAAGCGUGUUUGUCUUGGGGCAGAAGGAAGUCCAGACGACGAAACCGUUUAUCAAGACUACCGAGACAUAGUUUCUAAUUCACCAAACCCUCAAUACGGACAACACCCUGACCACCCACAAACUGCAUCAUUUGGAAAUAUCCCUCGUCCACCUCUCCACACUCCAGGAUCGCGCUCCAAGCACAUCGAAGCGAUCAUCGCUGCAUCUCCCUGGGAUGGAGAGGCUCGCCAUUCACCAUCUGAACUACCACCCGACAAGCGUGCCGCUUUAGAAGAUGCUCUGCAGAAAAUCGAAGAAAAAUAUAUCGAGGAUCAAAGCAAGAUCCCGGAGGACUGGACCCCCGAAAGACGAGAGGCACGACUUAUCUCUCUCAAGAAUGGAAACGCAUCCCGCAAAUCUCAAAUCCGCAAACAAUUUGGUGUCACUCUUCGUAUGCGCGACAGAGAUAAGGAAGCAAAGAAAAUACGUGAGGUUUUGGGUUCCAAUUCUCCAAUGGUGCCUACCGGCAUGAACAGAAUUGAAUAUCGUAAUUCACCAACGGUUGCUGGCUAUCCAGUAAAUGCUCAGCAGCAAAUCCAUCCUAAUCAAACACCAGCCGGUAUGAGAAUGGAGAUGGUAGAUAUGAGGCCUGCUACAGGAUUUUCGCCAAUCAAUGCUCCGCCGCAACAUCAGCAAAACCAACAGCAUCCUCAGCACCAGCAAUAUUCGCAAGCAGCACCAGGUCACCACCCAAUGCCAUAUCCAGGUUCUCCUCAAGCUCAAGGUUUCCAACAAAAUUUCCCACCUGUACCACAGCUUCUGUCGCAGCAACGACCUGGCCCAGACCAUCGGAUGAGCCCACUUGGGUAUCAAGGAGCUUCGGAACAAGCGUACAGAGGACCAGAAGAUCAUGCAAACAAAAGACUCAAGCGCAAUUCAAGUGCAGGAAUGUCGCGAGCAGAUGAAGAAAGAAGUAGACAUUUUGCACCCGCUGAUUCGGCUCCAAUGGGUAUGAAUGAGAGAAGGGCUUCUGGGGGUAGAACUCAGGCUUAUAAUGGUCCCGGGAUUCCCGGCAUGGAAAAUCAAAGAUCGGGUUCUGCAGGAGCAAAUGGUGCUAUGAUGGAGGGUGAGAGUAGACCAAAUUCUGCAGGCUCAAGUAGUGUGCGAAAGAGGGUACCUGUUGGGGCGUUGCAGAGGCAAUGGGAAGCGUUGAAUGGGAAGGGACCGGGUAGGAAAACAGAGCUUGAGAAUAGGGCUGGGAAUGUAUUAAUGAGUAGCGUGGGCGGGGGUGAGAGAGCAAAUGGACGGAUUGAGAAUAGAAAUGUGGUUGUGGGUGCGAAAGGUAAAGAGCCAAUGCAUGAGGGAGGUAGAAAUGUGGUCGAUUUGGUUAGUGAUGAUAGUUCGAGCGAGCGUGAAGCUGCUGGACCUAGUGGGGGAGGAAAAUAG